Molecule: messenger RNA, 2911 nt
Organism: Hippoglossus stenolepis (Pacific halibut)
Lineage: Eukaryota; Metazoa; Chordata; Actinopteri; Pleuronectiformes; Pleuronectidae
Product: transcription factor E2F3
Exons: 8
Coding region: 281-1612 (443 amino acids)
Biological process (GO): regulation of transcription by RNA polymerase II
Cellular component (GO): RNA polymerase II transcription regulator complex
Molecular function (GO): RNA polymerase II cis-regulatory region sequence-specific DNA binding; protein dimerization activity; DNA-binding transcription factor activity, RNA polymerase II-specific
Source: RefSeq, a predicted model, not a curated record
UUUCGCGGGAGGGCUCUUGAGCGCGUAAACCGUAUCCCUUCAUUCAUCAGGCCGUUUCCUGAAGCCAUUUCUGGACGGGAGAAACGAGAGUUGCGCUACUUUUUAAUCCGUUGCAUCUGCCUAAAUGCACGUUCUUAAAGAAAAAUACUUGACAGAAGUCGAUGGAUCAGACUUCCAGCUUCACUUCGGUCUGAUUAUUUUUGAAACUAUUGCGGCGGAUUAGCGGCCACACGGGCUCGAAAGUACGGAGACGAGAAAGGGGUUACCCCGAGUACGCAAGAUGAGAAGAGGGCUCUCCUCGGCUCCGGACAAAGUGAUUUUAGCGGGGGUCGGGGGCUCUGCUCUGGACAAUAAUAUCAUUUUAACCACGCUCUCGGAUCGUUUAAACCCGGGACAAUCCAACGCGACGUACAUCCAAAUAAUCACCACCUCACCGCCUUGCAACGUUACACAGACAUCAAAUGUGUGUUUAUCCGAGCCGCAGAUAAACAACAUUUACACAACUCCACAACAGGCUGCAGCAAACGGAGGGGGACAACGACCGGCUCUGGGGAGACCGCCGGCAAAAAGGCGGUUGGCGCUCGAUGAUUCAGAUCACCAGUACCAGUCAGAAACAACAAGAACUCCCAGAGGCCGAGGAGCGGCAGCAGCGACCAAUGGAGGAAGGUUAAAGACACCCAGAACACCCAAAUCUCCACCAGAGAAGACGCGGUACGACACCUCCCUGGGCCUUUUAACGAAGAAGUUUGUGGACCUCCUUGCUCAGUCUUCUGAUGGCGUCUUGGACCUCAACCUCGCUGCUGAAACCUUACAGGUUCAGAAGAGGCGGCUGUAUGAUAUCACCAAUGUACUCGAGGGCAUUCACCUCAUCAAGAAGAAAUCAAAGAACAACAUUCAGUGGAUGGGCUGCAGUCUGUUAGAAGUCGAGGGAGCGUUGAGCCAGAGACAGAGGCUGACAGCGGAGGUUUCUGCGCUGGGAGAAGAAGAACAGAGGCUCGAACAACUCAUCCAGAGAUGCAGCCUGGAUAUGAGACACAUGAGCGACUUGCAGAGCAACCAGAAAUAUGCCUAUGUAACAUACCAAGACAUGAAGCAGCUGGGAAACCUCAAAGAUCAGACUGUUAUUGUUGUGAAAGCGCCAACAGACACCAAACUAGAAGUACCUGACCCUGAUGAGAGUUUGUCCGUCCAUCUGACCAGCACCAAAGGUCCUAUCGAAGUCCUGCUGUGUCCAGAUGAGGAGAACGACCCCAGGAGUCCUGUAAAAAAUGGAAACACAGACAUCAACGGGAACUCUCCUUUUCUCAAAGUCCUUCAAGAUCCAAGCUGCACGGCCAAUUCUCCCGGCAACACCCUGGCACUGCCUUCCUCCACCUCAGCAGUCUCUGUGACGACUCUCUCCCCCAUUUCGUCCCCUUACACCAGUCUCCUCCAGCAGACAGAAGACCAGAUCCCUGCCUCCUUGGGGCCUUUCUUGAAUCUCGGGCCUCCUCUUCUGGACCAAGAGGACUACCUUUUAGGUUUGGGAGACGACCAGGGGAUUAGUGAUUUGUUCGAAGCCUAUGACUUUGAUAAAAUACCCUCCUGCCUGGAUGACCUCCUGUGCAGCUAGCAUUAGCUAACAGUAAUUCAGAUGAAGCGCAUGCGAGUGAGGUGGAGAAAAGUGAGGGUUUUGAUGCCUGUGACUGACUGUGUAGUUAAAGGAAGCCAAUUUUAAAUAGAUGGGAGAGGAAGCGAUGAGCACCCCUUUCAGUCCCGGUGGGAGGAAAUGCCAUGUUCUCUUACGGUGUGCGAGAUGAACAGCCUUGAACCAUUUCACACGAAGAAACGACUGAUCAGUGUGCAGACAUAUCCAUUAAUCCAGGUCUCAGGCGAUGUAAGGCCUCCAGUGUAGCUGAGCAUUGGUGGACAUCUGAAAGCCUUUUCUGUCUGGUUAAGCAUAAACAGCGAGGGGAAGGAUUUCCACCUUGCUUUGUUGUCUGAGGUUCACGUCACUGUACCGAGAGGAGUUUGAAAAUACCCCCACAUUACCUGGCAUUAACACACAUUCUCUGUGACUGGGCUUAGCAUCAAUGCCCCUGAGGUGCAUUUACAAUCGGUUAAACACUCUGAACCUUUGGUAAAACCCUCUCAAGAGCAGGGAAGAUGAAAACUGUGUUUACUGUUAAAGGAUGCUGCAUCUGAGGAUUUGUCAGGCUUGUAAAUCUGUGUUUUGGCAACGAUAGAAUGUUGUUAGUUCCCACUGAUGCAUCUUUUGUCAGUUUUCCAAAUUCUUCCAGGUAAUCCAUCCUGAGACGUAACCGCGAGUUUAAAAUGUGUUAAUGUCAAGUGUUUUGGGGCAGAAGAGAUGCUAAAGACAUCUUAAUGAUUGGAUCUGUGAUUGACUGCUCAUACUGUUGGCUGUUUAAUAGGCAUUUUUCAUUGUUCAAAUGUAGAACAUUUUAGAGGUUAAAAUAAAUAUGAAAUGGAAAAUGGGGCAAUUCUGGUGCGAAUCAUCCAUGAUACAGUUGUUAAUUUACCUUUGGGUUAGACAGGGUUAGGCUUUGGUCACCUCUCGUGUCCAACACUUGUCAGGAUAGUUCUAAAGCCUAUGUACAUUAAAGCACUAUUUAGAGUGGCAUGAGGGACUGUGUUUGAUGUGCCCCAGGUAAAUUUUCAAAUUUAAACUGUAAAAAAAAAGCAAUGGUUUGUGCGGCCUAAAUGCUCUUAAUGAAGACGAGCAUGCAGUCUUUUAUUUUUUUACCUGUUAACCUGAUCAGCCUUACACCUGCUGAUCGAUUGGCCAUCCUGCAAUGACAAAUGAAAACGUUGAACAAAGUGAUGUCUAACCUUGCAUAACAGAGGCCAGAAAAGCCCUCCCUCCUGGGUAAAUUUGGAUUAAACAAAAACACCUGAUGUACAAACUUGAAAA